AAAAACUACAAUCUUAGCUUAAAAUUUAUGCAGUUUACCGCAUAAUAAUAUUGUGAAAAGAUGAACCAGCUAUGCAAAGUUUGCGGCGAACCGGCGGCUGGCUUUCAUUUUGGAGCAUUUACAUGCGAGGGCUGCAAGUCCUUUUUCGGCCGCACGUACAACAACAUUGCAGCGAUCGCCGGUUGCAAGCACAACGGCGAUUGUGUAAUCAACAAGAAGAAUCGAACGGCCUGCAAGGCAUGCCGGCUGCGCAAGUGCCUUCUGGUGGGCAUGUCGAAGAGUGGAUCUCGUUAUGGCCGACGCUCCAAUUGGUUCAAGAUACACUGUUUGCUGCAGGAGCAACAGGGCGGCGGAGGCGGCAUAAGCACAGGUGCGACUGGGCCCAGCGUCAGCAAUGCCAAUCUGGAUCAGCUGGCGCGGCUGCAGCAAGCGAGCAAUCAGGCGCGCCAAACGUACCAGGACAAAACGAAUCCCUGCAUCAAGUCGGCCACAGCAGCCACCUCCACGCCUACGAUCAGCUCGCUGCAGUCGGCUGGCGCAAAGGCGCCGGCAACGGCAUCGCCACCCCGUCCGUCGCCCAGCUUGCCCGGCUUUCUGCAAGCAGCCAAGUAUCUGAACGAGCAGCAGCAUCGUCAGCUGAAGCUCGAGUCCCGCCUCAGCAAUACACCCAGCGACUCAGGCGCCUCAUCCGCCGGUGAUCCCACAGACGAUGGCACCAGUGUGCUCAGCGCCACAACCAGCACAAUACGCAAGGCGCUGCGACCGGGCAGCUCCGCAUAUGCGGGCAGUUCCGAGGCAGAUAUAGCGGAGCAGCAACAGCGACGACACAGAGAGCUCCUCGAUAUCUUUCGCAGUCACUCGGAGCCGUUGUACAGCUCGUUCACGCCGUUCACUCUGCCGCCAGUCGGACUAAUGGGCAACUGCAACAUUCCGCCACUGCCCCUCUUCAAGGAGCAAUUCAAAUCGGAUCUGCUUUUUCCGUUCCCAACAGCCAGUCCGGCGGAGGACGAGGAUGAGGAGGAGCCCAUCGAUUUGUCGCUUCGAUCGCGAACGCAGGCUGCAAGUCCUGCGGCGAACAGUUCCAGUAUCAGUCCACCGCUCAGUGAGUCAGCCAGCCGCCUGCCAUCAUCCGCCACAUCCUCCACCACGUUCGUACGCAAAACCACGCCCCUCGAUCUGACGCUGGUGCGCUCGCAGACCCUCACAGGAUGAAUGGGUUGGGCCGAGUGUAUUUGAGUGAGUGA
Drosophila grimshawi is the source of this 1244-nucleotide messenger RNA. Its product is annotated as protein embryonic gonad. Gene Ontology annotation, molecular function: DNA-binding transcription factor activity; zinc ion binding; sequence-specific DNA binding. Gene Ontology annotation, biological process: regulation of DNA-templated transcription. The record is from RefSeq and is a predicted model, not a curated record. The transcript has 3 exons. The coding region runs from base 61 to 1212 and encodes 383 amino acids. Lineage: Eukaryota; Metazoa; Arthropoda; Insecta; Diptera; Drosophilidae.